GUGGCAGGUCUAAGCAGAGCAGAAGUGAAAAAAAGAGCAGAAAGGCCAUGCUGAAGCUUGGAAUGAAGCCAAUAAGUGGUGUUAGCCGUGUUACAAUAAAGAAGACCAAAAACGUGAGCUCACCUAUCCCAUCCAGAUACUCUUCGCUAUUUCGAAGCCAGGAUGCCGAGCAGUUCAGGGCUCCUGAUCUAAGCUAUGUGAUAAGUAAGCCGGAGACGUUUGUCGCCUCUCAAGACGGUGAAGAAGUCGAUGAGAAUGGUGUGGAGCCGAAGGAUAUUGAGCUUGUUAUGACUAUGGCUGGUGUUUCGAGGGGAAAAGCUGUGAAGGCUCUUAAAGCGGCUGAUGGUGAUAUUAUUACUGCAAUUAUGGAGUUGACUAACUCAAUCAAUAUUGAGAAUUUGUAACUAGUUUUUAUUUUAUUGAUGCAUUGGUGUGCCCUUUUUUGGCUUAAAUUUCUUAUUACAUUCAAUGUUUUGCACCAUUCAGCCUUACGUUUACUUGAAUAGUGUGGUGCUCAUAU
This is a messenger RNA of Phalaenopsis equestris, 520 nucleotides long. Its product is annotated as nascent polypeptide-associated complex subunit alpha-like protein 1. The record is from RefSeq and is a predicted model, not a curated record. NCBI's taxonomy places the organism in Eukaryota, Viridiplantae, Streptophyta, Magnoliopsida, Asparagales, Orchidaceae. Gene Ontology annotation, biological process: protein targeting to membrane. Gene Ontology annotation, cellular component: cytoplasm; nascent polypeptide-associated complex.